AAUUGCGACAGUCUGCUUAGCUGUAAUUUGUUCGUGCUACAGCCAACCAUGUAUUCAGAACAUGCUUUUAGUUACUACUCGGUUGUGGUGCUGGUGGUGGCAUACUCCGUGAUGGGGGCCGGCAAAAGGACGCAAAAGGUCAGCGCACUGGAUGCUCUUAACGAUUCAUCUCUAGCGAUAAAUAAUCCCUUCACUCCGUUCCGUGUAUGUGAAACCACCAAAUCGGACGACGAAGGUCCUUUCUACAAAGUGUACGCACCAAUCUACAAGAUGGAGGAUCUGGAGAAUGUGGGCCGUAUUGAAGUGUGUAAGACGAAUGUGACCUACGGCCGUCUGCUGCUCAACGGAACCAUCCGCCAGAGUUCGUACGAGAACCCCUGCGGGAAGCCGGUACGCGCCAUGGUGGAGGUGUGGCAAGCCAAUUCGCAUGGAUUGUACAGUGAUGUCUCGUGGUCCAGCGGCGAUUACACAUGUCGGGCGCGGCUAAUUACCGGUAGCGACGGGUUCUAUUCGUUUGCCACCCAGUAUCCAGGAAGGUAUCGUUAUAACAUGACUGGCCCGUUCCGUCCAGCGCAUGUGCACUUCCGUAUCACUCCGCUGGAUGACAACUACGAAGCCACUGGCAACAGCUUAAUUACGGCUCUGUAUUUCCAUCCAGAUAUUUUCCUGCGACCGAAUGAUGGCUGCACAUUCUGCCGGUCCAAUGAGCCUAGUUUAGGGAUUUAUGCCUCCAAUAAGCGGGACCUAACCACGCUGGAAGGGACCUGGGAUGUUCUUCUUGCUUAAUCACCAUCCAAAAUAAUUAUAUAAAAGUUUACUCAUUCUCGCAUUCUUUGAUUGAUGUACUUGCAACAGCUGUUUGUGGUGUGCGAGGAUGCGGCAGUUACAUUUUAUACGGUGUGAGCACACUACACCUACUCUAGUUCACAUUACCGAUUACAGUAGCAGACUUAAAUGUUAUGCAUACUAACAAGGGCGCGGUAAACUUACUCUAAAUAUUGUUCGAAUGCAAUAACAAAAUA
Paramacrobiotus metropolitanus is the source of this 1022-nucleotide messenger RNA. Its product is annotated as chlorocatechol 1,2-dioxygenase-like. NCBI's taxonomy places the organism in Eukaryota, Metazoa, Tardigrada, Eutardigrada, Parachela, Macrobiotidae. The record is from RefSeq and is a predicted model, not a curated record. The coding region runs from base 49 to 786 and encodes 245 amino acids. Gene Ontology annotation, molecular function: oxidoreductase activity, acting on single donors with incorporation of molecular oxygen, incorporation of two atoms of oxygen; ferric iron binding. The transcript has 5 exons.